Molecule: messenger RNA, 4412 nt
Organism: Octopus sinensis (East Asian common octopus)
Lineage: Eukaryota; Metazoa; Mollusca; Cephalopoda; Octopoda; Octopodidae
Product: helicase POLQ-like
Exons: 20
Coding region: 294-4019 (1241 amino acids)
Molecular function (GO): nucleic acid binding; ATP binding
Source: RefSeq, a predicted model, not a curated record
UGUCCAACGUACACAUAUAAACAUCAUCAAUGAAAAGUGUUUAAAUUAGUGUAAUUUAAUUUUGUCAUUGAUAUAAGUGACCCGCGUUAAUUUGAGAGUUGAAAAACGAAACAAACAUUUUUUCCUCAGCAGAAAAAGUUUUUAUUUACAUUUUCAAAUUUUUGGCUGAUGUGAUCCAACAAUUCUAAUAAUGUAAACAAAUUCAACACAUUCUGAUGUAAAACAAAAGAAAACAAAACAAGAAAAGAUCUGUCUGCCUGCUGUUAGUUCAUGCACCCUUGAUAGGGACUGCUAUGAAUGAUGACGUUAUUGAGGAAGGUCCAUGCCGUAAGGCGAGAGUACAGAAAAGAGCAUUGUCUCAUUAUAGCUUUCAGUUUCCGUCAGCAAGCAGAAGGAAGACUGAAGAUAAUCAAACAGAAAACUCAUCACAACGUUCACCAAAAGAUGCCACUAAAGCUUCACCAUCAAAAAUUUCCCCUCAAAAGAAACAAAUUUGGUUUAAGAGCACAUUUGCGGAGGAAGGUUAUGCAAACAUCCCGAAUCCCCAAAAUCCAGAACAGGUGAUAUCUCCAAUAAAAACAAGUGGCUACCGUAGAAAAGAAUCUAAAAAACUGUCAUCAACACCUUUAUCUCAGGAUAUUUUAAUAGACGAUGGUGAUUGUGAUGACGAGAGAGAUUUAUUUGAGAACAGUGAUGCUGAUCUAGCAGAGCUUGAUAUUUCUGGAAUUACUACACAGUAUGACAGGCAGCAAAGUGCUCUACAAACAGCUCAGCUCACACAUUCUGCUGAUGCCGUCCAGCAACAGAAAAAAUUCUGUAAUGACAGAACAGAAGAAUUCCAAAGAAAUAAACCAGUUCCUGGAUUAUAUGAAACACCACCAGAUGAAAUUAUUGCUCAACCUGAGAGCGCUGACCUCUUUUCGGGUCAGCAUCUUCCUCACUCGGUCAAAACUUAUUCGACCGAACUUUUCAGUCUGUCUCCACCUCAAAAACCAGCAAAGGAUUCAACUAAAACCAGUGGUGCAAAAGUAUCAGAAUCCAGUCCUUUCCGAAGAAAGCUUUCCAAAGAGUCGGUUGAUGCCGACCAUUUUUCACCAACUCGUAGUUCCCAGAGGGAUAUUUUCUCCUCAUCAAUCUCAACAAUGUUAGAUUCAAUCUUUGGAAAUGAUGAUUUUGAAAUCAAAAAGAAGUCACAGAAUCAUUUCAAGAAUCAGGAGGAGAAACAAAUCAAAAAUUCUUCAAAGGAAGAAAGUGUCCUUUCUAAGGAAGAUGACAUAAAUUCCAAAACUUCUCCAAAUCCAAAGACCACGGGUACAUCUUUUCUAAAGAAACGCAUCCACCAGCGCCUAUUCCAGAAUGCUCAGGGACACAUUUCACAAAACAUUGCUAAAUACGUUGAGAAAAUGCAACAUGAUAGGCGAGCUGAAGCAGAAGCAGAUCUUGAAAUUGUGCAGAAAGAGAAGGAAACGGGCCUUGGCAAUUUUGAUAUCGGCCCAUUCUAUGGUCUUCCUUUGAAAGUCAAAGAACUCUUUGAGAAGCAGAGAGGCAUCAAGAAACUUUAUGAUUGGCAGGAGGAGUGUUUGUCAUUGGCUGAACAAUCAACCAAUCAGAAUCUCAUUUACUCUUUACCUACAAGUGGUGGCAAGACUCUUGUUGCUGAAAUACUCAUUCUUCGUCAGUUGCUGUGCCAGAAGAAAAAUGCCAUGUUAGUCCUACCUUACGUUUCAAUCGUACAAGAAAAGGUGAAGACCAUUGCAGAACUGGCUGUUGAACUGAACUUCCAUGUAGAAGAGUAUGCAGGGAGCAAAGGUCGAUACCCACCACUUAAUCGUCACCAGAAGGGAACCCUGUAUAUUGCAACCAUUGAGAAAGCCCACAGUUUGAUCAAUCAAUUUAUUGAACUGAAUCGAAUGGGCAAAUUGGGAUUGAUGGUUGUUGAUGAACUGCACAUGUUGGGUGAAGGUGGGCGCAGAGGUGCUGUGCUGGAAGCAACUUUAAUUAAAACUUUAAGUUAUGGAUACUCCUGCCAAAUAAUUGGUAUGAGCGCCACAUUAAGCAACAUCAGUGACUUGAAGACGUUCCUGAAGGCAGAGCUUUACACGAAUGAUUUUCGACCUGUUACACUCACUGAAUACAUCAAGCUUGAUGACAAUAUCUAUCGUGUGUGUCCAAAAUUUUCCGAAGAGAUCCUAGUUCAUAACAGAGUGGCCACAUUUCAGUACAAAAAAGAAAUGUGCAAAAUAGAUCCUGACCAUCUGCUGGGUCUUGUAUUGGAAGUCAUUCCUGACAACUCCUGUCUGGUGUUUUGUUCCACAAAGAAAAACUGUGAAAAUGUGGCCACCAUGCUGACCAAAAUGUUGGCCAAAUAUAAAAGGAACUUCUUAGAUAUUCACAAAUCUCAAAAAAAGCAACUGCUGAAAGAUUUGAAAGCUGACAACAAUGGCCAUUUGUGCCCAGUAUUAGCACAAACAAUUCCUUUUGGUAUUGCUUACCACCACAGCGGGCUUACAAGUGAUGAACGGAGGUUGAUAGAAGAUGCAUACUCAUCUAACAUUCUGUGUUUAUUAGCUUGUACCUCAACAUUGGCGGCAGGCGUCAAUCUUCCUGCUAAACGAGUCAUAUUGCGCAGCCCUUAUAUCGGUAAGAACUUCAUCAGCAGAUCUCGGUAUUUACAAAUGAUUGGAAGAGCCGGUAGAGCAGGUAUUGAUGAAUCAGGAGAAAGCAUUCUGAUAGUUGCACCAAGGGACAAAGAAAAGGUUAAAGAUCUGAUCAGUAAGCCAAUGGAAAGUUGCCACAGCAGUCUGGCAUUUGAUGAUGGCAAAGGGAUUCGAUUGCUAAUCCUGUCUCUUGUUGGUCUUCAGAUUGCUACAGAUGUUUCAAGUCUCUUUGCAAUAAUCUCUAAUAGCUUGUUGAGUGUCCAAAGUAAAGAACUGGAAUGUGAUAUGAAUGAACAAACGAAAAACUGCCUUCAGUCCCUGCUGGACUUGGGCCUUGUUAAACAGAAACGAAAUACUGCUUCACCUGUAGAAAAUGCUGAUGAUAAAGCAGAAAACAGUUCCAGUUCUGCUAAUUUUAAUUUGGAUAUCAGUGAUUUAGGAAGGGCAGUAUAUAAAGGGUCCAUUGAUAUUGAUAUCAGUAACAAGCUGUAUAAUGAUUUAAAGAAGUCCACUGAGAUGUUGGUUGUGUCCAACUAUUUACACAUGCUGGCCCUUACAACGCCCUAUGACAUUGUCUCUACAAUAACACCUUCUUGGAUAAUUUAUUUCAAACAGCUGAGUAGCCUAAAAUCAGAUGAACUCUCUGUUGCCAAUCACAUGGGGGUCACUGUGAACUUUGUAGCUCGGAAAGCUUCUGGUCAAGUGGUGAAACAGUCUGUUGAUGAAUUUGCUGUGAACAGAUUUUAUCUAACCCUGAUGCUGUUUGAAGUGUGGAAACAGAAGACCAUCUGGGAAGUGGCUGAAAUCUUCCAAGUGCCAAGAGGUUUUGUGCAGAAUCUGGUCAGCAGUGCUUCGAGUUUUGCUACAUGCAUUUCUUACUUCUGCAAGGAAAUGAAAGAAUUCUGGGGCCUCAGUGCCUUAUUUGAGCCAUUCAUUCAGCAACUGUCAUACAGCACCAUUCUUGAUCUUAUUCCACUGAUAGAGAUACCUGGAGUGAAAAAGGGCCGUGCUCACCAGCUGUAUAAUGCUGGCUAUAAAACGUUGGCACUCGUAGCCAAAGCUAGCGUGAAGGAUUUGGUGAAAGAUAUAGAACACAUGUCCAAGAAACUUGCUCGACAGAUUAUCGCUUCAGCGCAGCUGCUUCUAGAUGAAAAGAGAGAAGCUUUGUUAGAAGAAAUUGAACAACUGGUCACCAUUCCUGAAUUUGCCAACCAACAAACUGAACAGAAACUUAGCGAAGAAACCUCGAACGUUAAAAACAAGGACUCCAACGAAACAUCGCCAACAGUAUUGUCUGGCAGUGAUUUUGAUGAAAUCCAAAAUGAAAUUCCUGAUUCUCUUCUAGAUGAUUAUGUUUUGUAGAAUUUUUUUUCUUUCAAAUAUCACAGAGAAAUAUUUAUUUUUUUAUCUCCUGUUUCUAUUUCCAUGUUUGACACUCCAUAUGUAUACAUAUGAACACACACACACAUAUCUCAUUUACAUCUAUAUAUGUAUAUAUAUGUAUGUUUUGUAUAUAUCAUCAAUAUCAUCAUCAUCAUCAUCAUUGUCAUUGUUUUAAUGUCUGUUUUUCCAUGUUUGCAUCAGUCAGAUUUUGUUGCCAGAUUUUUUUCUGGCUGGAUGCUCUUCCUGUUGCCAACCCCACCCCACCUGGUCCCAAGCAUGGUAAUAUUCUCCUCCCCUUCUCUUCCUCCCUUCAGACAUUUUCUUGGAAGACUGCAAACAAAUGACACUGCUUUUAUGAUGUUUUAUUAGUUU